Molecule: messenger RNA, 5434 nt
Organism: Talpa occidentalis (Iberian mole)
Lineage: Eukaryota; Metazoa; Chordata; Mammalia; Eulipotyphla; Talpidae
Gene: ARHGAP19
Product: Rho GTPase activating protein 19
Exons: 12
Coding region: 33-1514 (493 amino acids)
Biological process (GO): signal transduction; regulation of small GTPase mediated signal transduction
Cellular component (GO): cytoplasm
Molecular function (GO): GTPase activator activity
Source: RefSeq, a predicted model, not a curated record
CGGUGGGCGGUGAAAGAACUUUGCUGACUAAGAUGGCGGCUGAGGCGCAGGGUGAAGGGGAGGUGCCCGCCCGCGAAUCGGGUCGGAGUGAUGCCAUCUGCAGUUUUGUUAUCUGCAAUGACUCUUCCCUUCGGGGUCAGCCCAUUAUCUUCAAUCCUGACUUUUUUGUGGAAAAACUCCGACAUGAGAAUCCUGAGGUGUUCACUGAGUUGGUGGUCAGCAAUAUUACAAGGCUCAUCGAUUUACCUGGAACUGAGUUGGCCCAACUAAUGGGGGAAGUGGACCUUAAAUUGCCUGGUGGGGCUGGUCCAGCAUCAGGAUUCUUCCGGUCUCUGAUGUCUCUCAAACGGAAGGAAAAAGGAGUAGUAUUUGGAUCUCCUUUGACAGAGGAAGGCAUUGCCCAGAUAUACCAGCUGAUUGAAUAUCUACACAAAAACUUGCGAGUAGAAGGUUUGUUUAGAGUACCAGGGAAUAGUGUCCGACAACAGAUUUUAAGGGAUGCUCUCAAUAGUGGAACGGAUAUUGACUUGGAAUCAGGGGAGUUUCACUCAAAUGACGUUGCCACCUUGCUGAAGAUGUUUCUUGGAGAGUUACCUGAGCCCCUGCUGACACAUAAACAUUUCCAUGCACACCUUAAAAUUGCUGAUUUGAUGCAGUUUGAUGAUAAAGGGAACAAGACAAAUGUACCAGAUAAGGAGCGGCAGAUUGAGGCUCUUCGGUUGCUCUUCCUUAUUCUCCCUCCACCCAAUCGUAACUUGCUGAAGUUAUUGCUUGAUCUCCUGUACCAGACAGCAAAGAAACAAGACAAGAAUAAGAUGUCUGCCUAUAAUCUGGCCCUUAUGUUUGCACCCCAUGUCCUAUGGCCAAAAAAUGUCACUGCAAAUGACCUUCAAGAGAAUAUCACAAAGUUAAACAAUGGGAUGGCUUUUAUGAUUAAACACUCCCAGAAACUUUUUAAGGCUCCUGCUUAUAUUCGGGAAUGUGCCAGAUUGCACUAUUUGGGCUCGAGGAUGCAGGCAUCAAAGGAUGAUCUUGAUCUGACAGCUUCAUGUCAUACCAAGUCCUUCCAACUCACAAAAUCUCAGAAAUGGAACCGAGUAGAUUCCUACUCCCACGAGGAGACCCAGCAGCGUACAGAUGAGGCACUGAGAGAGCUGUACCAACAUGUUCACAAUAUGCCAGAGUCAGCAAAGAAGAGACAACUUAUUAGACAGUUUAUUAAGCAAUCUGUGACCCAAACACCAGGGCAAGAACCUUCUACUCCCCGGGUACAGAAGAGGGCCCGUUCACGGUCCUUCAGUGGCCUUAUUAAGCGGAAGGUCCUAGGAAAUCCGAUGAUGUCAGAAAAGAAAAAUAAGACCCCUACUCCGGAAUCUGUAGCUUUUGGUGACUUGAAGAGAGCCAGCAAAGAAAAUAUGAACCUAUUAUUUUCUGACUCCCCGCCUGUCAUGAUGACACCAACAAGAUUGAAAUGGUCUGAGGGGAAGAAAGAGGAGAAAAAAGCAUUCCUCUGAAGGAUCCAACCUCUCCUGUCUACCCAGGAUUUUCUCUGCAGCGGGCAGGAGUCAUUACUACUUACAGAGAAGCUUGGACUUGCAGCUUGCUUGCUGCAUUUUGAAUUGUGAAAGUCAGCUAAUCCUGUGACCUCACUGAUACUUCUAACCCCACUCACUGGAUGAUGCCCGUACACUCUGCCUUCUGAACCAGCACUAGCAACUUUCUGUCUUUUUUUUUUUUCCCCCCACUAUUAUGGGAAAAACCACUAACAAGGCAGCUUACACAGCACAGUAAAUGGACAGACAAGGUGGGUUCUAGUGCUUAUUCAGUGUAUUUGCUUAGGCAGAGUGUACUUUUUUUAAUAUGAAAUUUGUGCUUAACUCUGAUUUUUUUUUUUUUUUUUUAACUACUGUCAAUCCCAGUGGAUUGAUGUUAUUUUUAACUGAUAUUUUGGGCUUUUCUGUUUUGAUAGUAUUAUGGGGUUUUUGGUUGUUUCUUGUUUGUUUUUUGUUUUAUUAAAAGCCAUUUUUUGGAAAGGUAAUCUAAAUGGGCUCUAAGGCAGAUAGAUAGAUACCCUUUCACCCUUUUCCACCUCAAGCUUUGGGAAAGCUCUUAAUCUCAUAAGCUAUAUUCUUCAGUACCUUAUUGUGUUCAAAAAAUUUCUAGCUUUCCUAGAAAUUUUAAAUUAUUUCUUGGGUGUGAGAUUAUAGGAUAUUUGAUCUGUGAUCUUGAGAAAGGAGAAUUUAGAAUGUUAAAAUUAUCAAAUUUCGGUUAAGUUGUGUCUCUCCAUCCUUCUCUCCCUUUCCUCAGUGAUGCCAAAAUAGUUGUGUGGUUGCUGAACUCAUUUCCAUCAGUUUCCUCUCACCUAAAACAUUUCUGGUGCCAAUGUAAUACUUCGGUGCCAAAUCACUGUGACUCAGGGAAAGUCACUGACAGCUUUCUAGAGGUUUGCUGAAAGAUCUGUAUGUACGGAAGCUCCGGAGUGUGACUGGGAUGGGCCUGAAUGGCUUCAUGUCCAGGACAACUCCUUACGAAUGGGAUUCUAGUGCAUCCUUCUUAGGGAUCUGGGAUGCGGGCUAGACCACAUCCUUGAGAGCAAGUUGGAGUCGGAGGAAGGAAGUGUGAGCAUUGAUGUUUGCAGGACUGAGAGGACUUAAAGGAGAAAAUGUUCUUUGGGUGCACUUAAGGCUUUCACCAGUGUUUUAAGGAGCUGUUGCUAUACUGACCUCUCCUUGUCAGAUUGCGCAUGGAGAGUGAUUGGUGAUGGGGCCAGACCUCUGACUGGGUUGGGCAUGUCCGUGAGUUUGAGGUGAGCAAUGGCAUGACUUUGACCUGGUGUAAAGCCUCACUGCCUGGAGAGUGGCACAUGGCAGGUAAGAAUGUCUGGUUUGUGCCUACUUCGUUAAGCAGUGGGACAUUCUUGCCUUGUGUGUGGAACUGAGUCAGGCCUCUAUGUGGAAGCAGUUUCUCAACAAAGUAUGAUUUUCUGAUCUGUUUUAAAACUAUUGAAAAUGCUGUGUUAUUUCUGAGACAAAAGAUGACUGGAUUGGGGUUUGUGUCUGGUGUGAGUCCUUUUCUUUAUUUUCUUUCUUUUGCUGCUAUAACAGCGAAAGUAAAGGACCAAUGUGAAAUUUGGCCUUUCAGUGGAUCAUUUGUGAACAGUUGAUGGGUAGGAUUAUAAUGGUGCUUAGAGCCCCUAUCUCGAGAGCAACUUAUAUGAUUCUUUAAGAUACAUAUUAGCUAAUUCAUUGUUGGACUGUUUUUCUUAUUGGGAAAAAAUUAAAUUCCUUGGUACCAGCUAUCACUGAAUUCAAGCAAAAACUUGUUUUAGUAUGACGAGAGUGAUGGAGUGUCCACACUUCCUUUUCUGAUUUGUCUGAGUGUUUCUUUGGAGGAAAGCCUAUUUGCUAUGUUCUGGCAUCAGGUAGAGAGCGCAGAGCAGUGACCUGAUAACCUUUUCAUUCAUUCUGUGGUUGCAUUUGAGGGAGGAGUGGAGAUAUAGAGACAUUCUGGGGAUGAGUGGAAUCGGUAAGCCAGGCUAGUGUUCCAGGCUGGUGUGGUGAGAGAGGUGUUUGUCACAUGCACAUGCUUUUAGAUAGCUCGCCCCUUGGGCAGUUUAUGUGAUACUCGGGUAAUGUGUGUUUCAUUGGAGUUAUUUAUUGAGUAUGCUGUCCCUUGCGUUAAGGGUAUGAUAGGUCAUUUUUUUUACAGAAGCUGUGAUCUAGUUGGAAUCUGGAUUUGAAGAAAAAAGAACAUAACCUUCUACCUUGCAGUAUGUGACUAUUCUAAUCCUGUGGAGUGUUAUGGGGAACUCAAAGAUAAAAAAGCCUUUUAUCAUUUGCUACAGAAGGGUACUAUCUCCCUUCUGACUUGGUGGGUGGGUAUUUUUGAGCCAGUAUUUUUUAAAAUUUAAAAAAAUUAAAAAAAUUUUGAUUUUAAAACAAUUUUUUAAAAAAUCCAUGUUUUUAAAUUUGUUUUGUCAUGUUUAUUUUUCAUGUUGGUAUAAUCUCUUUGAAAAUGCUUCUUGCACCUUUUAAAAUUUCAUUUCUUUCUGAGUUGAAUUGCGAUAAGGUUUGAUGUGGUGUCAGGAGGAGGCAGAAUAUUUGUGGCAGAGAACACAAGCAUAAAAAUGCCAACCACAUCCCCUUGAUUCAGGUUUGCACUGGGUGAGCUUCACCAGCUGGAUCUGUGAAAACCGUAGAUGCUGGAGUUUCUAGUCUUUUACAGCUAUGGGCCUCCACACUGGGACCAAUGACUGUGGUUUGAGAAACUCCACUGCAGCAAUGAAAGAGAAUUAGGGGGCACUGACUGUACCUGAGUGCCAAAACCUAGUAAAGGAGCCGGUACUUAACGAGCCAUAACUGAAACUAUGUUGAUCCUCCAUAAAGGAAAGUUCUUUGCCUUGAAUGUCCUUCCAGAGUUAGUCAGGAAUGACAUGGGAACACCCUUGGGAAAUGAGUAAUGCAGGGCUGUUGACAGCAGUGGUCCCUGGAUGUUCUGGCGGGGUCUUGUUUCACCUGCGUGUGAAGCCAGUUGAUCCCGGAAUGAGCAGAGCCAUCUGUUCUCCUCAAGAGCCGUGUUUCUCCUCAGCUUUCCUCAUUGGCACCUGUGUUAGAUACGGUUUAAAAUGCUGCCUUCUCGGAGAGUCUGUGGUCACUGGGGCUGUGCCCCACACUGACUCCCUGUGUGACCUUGCAGAACUGGGGCAGCCAAUUUUGGGAAGGGACUUCUCCAGACUGUCUGCUUUCUGUCUUCAUGCCAGGCCCUUGCACAGGUGCUUGAAGCUGGUGGCUCUUAUUCUGCUCUUUUGAAGUUGAAUUCCUGUUCCUAGGAAAGAGCUCAUCCUUGUCCUCCUUUACCCUGAAACUUCUGCACUGAAGAUAGGACCUUGGGUCUAAAUCUGAGUUUCCAGCAUUUGGCAGGAUUGUCCUGGCAUUUGGGAAAGAUUUGGAUUCCUAAGAGAACUUUUCAAGCCAGUGGGGAUUAACCCAAUCCUAAACUCACUAUGGAAAGCCCGAGAUCUUUCCACCAGUGGAGAGUUGGUGGAGGGGCUAGUGAGGAGCUGGAGUGCCAGGGUUACCAUGGAAACUGGAGUGUGUGAGGCUGCAGCCUAGCUGGCUCAGGAGCCAUUGAGCACUCCCCUAGGCGUGUUUAGCGACCAGCAGGACUUGUUGGGAAAACAUUUCCCAGUCACAGGGUCCUUUCUUCAUAGCAGGGGUUACUUUUGCCCGAUCCCUGAGCUUGCUCAGCAAGAGAAGCAAGGUUUCCUAUUUCACUUCACUGUUUUUAAAUUUUCAUUCUUAUUUGACUGUUAUAUAUAAGUGUGUAUGUAUGUAAUGGAAUAUGUAAAGAAACAAUUAUAUGCAUUGUUUUCCUUUUAUAUUCAUGUCAUAUUCUAAAAUUAAAUUUCUUUUCAUACUCAUAGGCUUUGAGUGGU